Molecule: messenger RNA, 473 nt
Organism: Lutra lutra (Eurasian river otter)
Lineage: Eukaryota; Metazoa; Chordata; Mammalia; Carnivora; Mustelidae
Product: 60S ribosomal protein L31
Exons: 1
Coding region: 39-416 (125 amino acids)
Biological process (GO): cytoplasmic translation
Cellular component (GO): cytosolic large ribosomal subunit; ribosome
Molecular function (GO): structural constituent of ribosome
Source: RefSeq, a predicted model, not a curated record
ACACAACAAGACUUCCUUUCCAACCCGGGCCCGGCAGAAUGGCUCCCGCGAAGAAGGGUGGCGAGAAGAAGAAGGGCCGUUCUGCCAUCAACGAGGUAGUGACGAGAGAAUACACCAUCAACAUUCACAAGCGCAUCCAUGGAGUGGGUUUCAAGAAGCGUGCCCCUCGGGCACUCAAAGAGAUCCGGAAAUUUGCCAUGAAGGAGAUGGGAACUCCAGAUGUGCGCAUUGACACAAGGCUCAACAAAGCUGUCUGGGCCAAAGGAAUAAGGAACGUUCCAUACCGCAUCCGUGUGCGGUUGUCCAGAAAACGUAACGAGGAUGAAGAUUCCCCGAACAAGCUCUACACACUGGUCACCUAUGUACCUGUCACCACUUUCAAAAAUCUACAGACAGUUAAUGUGGAUGAAAACUAAUCGCUGAUUGUCAAAUAAAGGUAUAAAACUGAAAAAAAAAAAAAAAAAAGAAGAUAC